AUGCCACUCCUCUGCGUGAAGAAUGUCAGUGUCAGAUUGAAACGAGUACAGGGUACACUUCUUAUUUUCAUAGCACAAAUUAUAAAGCUUUUAAAAUGGCAUAUCAUACAGGUAGUCCGUAUAGAGGCCAACCUCAACAACAACAAUUCAACAGCGCAGCGCCGGCGCCGGAUCAAGGUUUUCUUUGGAAUAUAUUUCAGAGGUGAGUGGAAAGACGUCUUUCGUGGCUAUCGAAAUAACGGUACUCCGCAUCGAUUUGAGCUUCAUUUUGAAAACUGCUGCCACAGCGCAUAAUAGGCAGGGAUAAUAAUAGUAUAGCAGUUUAUGUUUAUGUAUGCAUAAAAAGUUAUUUUUUUCAUAGUAUUAUAACCGUGGUUCGAUGAUUACAUUUAUUUGACAGACUGAUUUUAAUUUCUUAAAGAAAAACAUAAAACAUAUCAGGAUUUAUUUUGCCUGUCAGUUUUGGCAACAACAACAAAAAUGUUUUCCUAUUUUACUCUUGCAUAUGACAUUUUCCUACCACACACAUACAAGGCCUUGUUGUUCAAUUGUAUUAUAUACAGUUAAACCAGUACAGGGAGUAGAUUUGAUCAAUGUCAGUCAUCUAGCUAAUUAAAAUAAUCUAAUAAUUUACUGUCUAUCUGUUUCUGUUGUGUUGGUCUGUUAUUCUAUGAAAUUAGCUUUGAAUACACUUUAUUUUAUAGGGACUGACAAGAGAGCAGACAUGACAACUUACAUAAACUUACAACUGACAAUAGCUGGCAAAACGUUGUAGAAGAAGAGGGAAAUUCCUCUUUCCCCUGGCGGUGAUAUUGACAAAGAUGGUGGAUAAAUGAAGAUGUCCCACUCAUUACAGUUUCUGAAAAAAUGGUCACUGUUCUGUUCCGGUCUGUUUAAUGGGUGGCUCUCCCAUAGUCACCAAUGCGAUAACAGCUGGGUCUGGUCUGCUUAGUUCAUUGACUGUAUAUGAACCAGAAGAAAGGAGUGAGUGAGAUGUCUCGCUUAAUUUUAGUCCCUGGUAUUGAGUUAUGUAAUACUGCAGAGGAUCCAUGGUACUCUGCUUUCUCCCAACAUUAAAAUUCUGCAGGCACAAGCAACACCUUGUUGAAUAAUUUAUAAUGAGGCAAAACCUAGAAAACUUGGUCUUAUCUGUCUAUCUGUAUUCCACCCACCCACACACUACACACUUCAGAUGUGUCCCUAGCCUGAGCUGAAGCAACACACUGGGGCUGGGACUCCCUGGGUCAUAUGACUUGAGUGGUCAAAGUGUAAAUCCAUUAGUCAUCAGCAACCUGGUGCUUUUCUUAGCAUUUUGUUAGGCUUGAGUCAUAGAAUUCUCCUUUUCCACUCCACCUAUAUGAUCGUUAGAUUCCAUGACAUGAUCCCAUGACAAACAAGUAGACACUAGACCUAAACGACUCACUAGUCCAUGGUCAUGUGGCAUUACACUGGCAUGUCAAAUGUAGGCCACAAAGGCUGCGUUUACACAGCAACCCAAUUCUGAUCUUUUGACCAAUCACAUCAGACCUUUUCACAUCAGAUAUUUUUCAGAGCUUAUCUGAUUGGUCAAAAGACCCAUUAGUGAAAAAAGGAUCAGAAUUGGUCUCUUUGUGUAAAUGCAGCCAAAGACAUAGCCUAGAGUAGAAUAGCAAAGGAUCCGUCUAGGAUCUAGGCCUAGAUCAACAUCUGAUACGUGACAAUACAAACAAUUGCUUACACUGUCUACCGUCAGUGAGUAAACAAAUGUUUAGGAUAAUUUCGUCUGAAAACCGGCCUCGUGUUCAGAAGACCUACCUCUACUUCCCCCCACCAUGAGAGACAGCAUGAGAUAAGCUGCUAAAUCAUUUGAGUAGAAAACUAAGUUCUGCCAGGCAUGUCAUAACUUGAAUAGCUCCAUAGGAAAAACUGAUACAGGCCGGGGAAAUGUUACGAUUCUAAUGGCUGCUGUGCUGCUUGUAGUAUUAAUGUGUACAGCUAAUUUAUAGGAUUUGUUCUGAGCACCAUUCAGCAAAUGGGACGAUGGUUCUGCUUCAGGCCAGGGAAACGACUUUUAAUGAUACCCUUUCAAUUCACCUCAUUUUAUGUAAAACCCAGUGAGGUAAGUCAAACCAGAGGAGGGGAAACAAGUAAGUGAGAUUGAGCAGUUGGACACACGCACACACAGCACAGACCCUACUCUAAAAGUGUUUGGUUAAGGUUAGGUAGGUACCCUAUCUGAUCAAGCACUCUUUACAACACUUUUUUCAUUCUGGAGGAAGUCACAAAGCGUGCCUUCAUGGAAAGUCAGGUUUUGUAUUUCUAUGUGGUUUCUCCCGUCUAGCUUUGCAAAGCCUGCAGUUGGUAGGUUGGUCUGGGUUGCUAAGGAACAUGUGAGUCAUUGGAGGAUUGUGCUACAUUUCACAGAGGAGGUUAUUCCAGAACUGGAAGGCAAGGCCUCUAAUUUGUGUUAAUGUUCAACUCACAAAAUGUCUCCCACGUCUAAACAGAACAACUGUACCAUUCUAAUACUAUUAAAUUGGAACACGAUAAAAAAAUUAGGCUAAUUAGUUUGAUGUUACACUUCUAUAACAGAUGGCCUAGCGCAUAGCUUUAUGCUGAAAGGCGAUGGGUUCUGAGAUUGUACAAUGGAAUGCAAUAAGAUAUUUGUGUGUAUUGUAAAUUCAAAGCAAAAGCGUUAAUUGCAUCUCUGAUAUAUUUUCCUUUGAUGGAGAAAGUAUCUGAAGCCUCCUUUUUUGGCAUUGCGCUCAAAAUAUACAGUAUUAGCUAGCCUGAUCCCAGAUCUGUUUGUGCUCUACAGUACCCAACUCCAAUGCUUGCUGUCAUGCCAAACAUCGUUGGCAAGACUGCACAAACAGAUCUGGGACCAUAAUAGCGCUCUUGCCAACAAUUAGGCUAUUUAAUCACAGACAGCAAUAAGAGUUGGUGAAAGAGUAGCACUAGCCGACAGUGUCGUCGACCUGUCUUUAUGCGGUUGGUUAGUUUUGGUUUCACUUUUCACUGAUGUGAUGUUGGGGGUGGUGGUGAGUGUAAAAUGACACACCACCAUCCCCACAAGUCAUCGUCCUGUCCCCAGCCCAGCCCGCACACUCCCAUUGCAUGGAGUGUUGAGAUCCUGACAAGGGGCUUACAGCGUAACGUGGGUAGGGUUUCAGCUGGGCUGUAUUGUGUGUUGAUACAGUCUGUCUGUCUGUAUCUAAUUGUGUGUUUCCUCCCCAGAGUGGACAAGGACAAGAGCUGCGUGAUAUCAGACACAGAGCUCCAGCAGGCCUUAUCGAACGGUACGUCUCUUCCUUCUCCUCUAGACCUCAACACCUCCUCCUCUCAUUUCAACACCUGGCGAGGGCCAGAGAGAAGCUUGCUGAGGAGAGUUGGUGGUCUGAACUUGAAAUGGACACAAAUGUUUUGUUUUUACCUCAAAAUGGCCGAAAAACAGGUGGAAACGUCGUCUGGUGACACAGGAAAAGUACUUCCUGGAAAUGGCUGACGACGGCUGCCACCUGAUAAUCAACCCAACACCCUCUUGUUGUUGAGGUAUGACCGAGAGGAGUGGCUUAGCCAACGCCACGAGCACAACAUGACAUUAGUCUUUCCACUGGGCUGGAUGACGAGAUAAGCUCAUGAUUGAGUCAAUGCUAUCAGUAAACAUCGUGUUUUGUACCUUAGGGCACUAGAGUACAGCACAGCAGACAUUGAGAUCAUCUUUACAACAAACAUGUAUUCUGUGCCUCAACAUUUUGAAUUGGUCAAGGACUCUCUCUCUGCGGUUUUUGAAAGGGUUUGAAUGGACAUUCUUCUCUCAAACUGUUUUUCUACACUGUGAAAAGUGUUGAGGCCCAAGAGCGAUGAAAGGAGCUGUUAUCUGGCAGUAGCCCUGGUUCAGAAUAUUGAUGACCCAGGCUGUGUGGAAGGAAGGAAGGCAGGCGCAGUGUUCACACAGUCAGUCCAGUCGUGCUCAUUAGUAGGGCUGUGUCAUGAUUUGGCUGUGAGACUGUGUGUGACUGUGUCCAGGCUGCUGACUGAAUGCAAGCUGUGCCCCCGUUCUCGGCCAUGCACUUCACCGACCAUGCCCACGGUGCUGUCACUGACACUACCACUCUGACACUCACCCAGGCCUCUCUGUUCCCUCCUUCCUUCCUUUUUUCUUCUUCUUGUAAACUGCUCUUUUCACCUCUCCAUUCUCCUCUUCUCUUACCGAUCCUGUCCUCCCCUCUUACCACUUCUCACCUCACCCCUUCCCUUGUUAUCCCUCUCCUUCCCUCUCAUCCCCUCAGGGAGACUGUGUAGUGUUAGCACUAUAGGCCGCUAUUCGUCCUCUCGGGGCUGACGUCCUCCCUGUGACAGGGCCUCUCCCUGAUGAGAAACAGCUGGCCCCCUGUUGUACAUCGCCAGUCUAUCAAUAAAGGGAAUUUUUUCUAGGUGUUGGUGCCUUUUAGCUAGCUCUCCAUAUCAACGGUCCUCUUAGCUCCUGCUCUGCACCAAGCACCUGUCAAAAUGUGCCUCUCCUCCCCGACUGAGAUGAAUGUGCUUAGAUUAUUUAUUUAUUUUCGGAGCCACCAGCCAAGUAGUUGCUGAAAUCGGCAGCAUUGCAUUCACUGUGCUGAGUAGUUUGAAUGGCAAGUCUACGUGCCAAGGGAAUCUAGGCCCAUCUACUAAUGGGUAAAAACUCCCGCAUUGACUCCUCCUGAAUCGCCUCAUGAACAUUUUUCAAAAGGCAGAAUAAUAACACAAAACAAUCAUGUGUGGCUUUGACAGGAACGGGGCAGAUUGUCUGGCAUCUGUGGAGAAGAGGUUCCCUGCUCGGCACCCUGCCUGUACUGCAUGUAAGACCGGGGUGAGGGUAGGGGAGCUGGGGGUGACUUUCUAUCUCAAGGUUGAGCUCAUCCUUGCACAUGCUGUUUUAGCCCGCCUGGAGCAGUUAGUCGUAAAUGAAUGAGUGUGUGUUACUAUGUGUGAAUUCAAACCUGUGUGAGGCCCUUCGAGGUGUGUGUGUUAUUAUAGAGCGAUCUCACUAAGCCUCUCUUGUGGGGCGCUGUUUUGCGGUCACCCUGUUUUUUCUUCCAUGUCCCCCUCCCUGUUCCCCCAACCUCAUCAUGAGUCGGCACUGGGCAGCGCAGUGAGAAGGUCCAGUGUGUGUGCUGCACAGAGGGAACUUUGUCUCACAGGGCGGGCGGGGGCAGCCUCGACACGCACGCAAGCACACGCGCACACACACACUCCUGUGGUGCCGGUCUGGGGGCUUGACCAACAGACAGGGCGCCUCUCUCGGACAUGGCCGGUCACUGUUGUUGACCUCACAGCUGCUGGAGAAUGGGGAGUCUGGCUGGAGACCUGACCAUUCCUCUCUGGUCUGGGUGUAGUCCAGACGCUUCAUGUCUGUUCCCAGGCCCAGACCAAAUCCCAGCCAGUCCCACCCAGCUGUAAAAUUAGCCCAGGUCUGAAUAAGGAGGCAGAGCGGCCUGAGUGGGAGACAUCUCUCCGAGGCUUGGCUUGGCUUGUCGUUGCAGAGGAAAGGCUUAAUGUGAAAAGUGGUUCACUUUACUGCACUGCAAAGCCUCCUUUAUCUCUCGCUCUCUCGCUGUCUCUCCCCCCUCAGAGCAGUGAGAGUGAAAAGGUUGAGAUGGUGAGUCAGCAAGGUUUAGGAAACCCUGAUAAAUCUCCAGCAGUUCUCCUCUGUUACCCAAAAUACUGGCUUGGUAGUAAGCAUACCCAAGAUAAGAACAGAAUGGUUGCUUAAGUCACCAAAGUCCUCCUAACUCUUUACUUGGCCUAUUUCCCUCUUCUUGUUGUUGUUUUUGUUAUAAAUGGCCUAAUUCAAGUCCAAAGGUAUUAAUUAACUUGGCACAGUCGUCCUGUGCAAUUUAACUUUUUGUGGCAGAAUGUCUUAGUUGUUGUUUUUCACCAAUCUUUUCUCUAUCUUCUCUCUGUAGGUACAUGGACACCUUUCAACCCAGUGACUGUCCGAUCAAUCAUAUGUGAGUAUUUGUCCCUCUUUGACCCUUGACACACAAACAAACUUGCACAAUGACAAGCCUAUAUGGUCCUGACCUGGUGUACUACCAUUGUUUAUACGUUAUCCCCAUAGCAACCCUUUUCAUUAGUUUGUGCACAGUGACACAUUUCAACCCGGCUCCCCAGUUAAGUGGAAGCAUGCAGCUAUCGGUAAAAGGGGGAAUAAGGAGCUUUUCUUUCUAACAAACAGGAGGUGUUUUUUUGGUCUCGAAAGGCAUCUGUCUAUAGCCAUCCACUGACCGUAUUGAUUGGUUUACACACUUACCCUUUCACCAGCUGGAAUCUGCUUUAGUCCAAGUGUAGCUGAAAUGUGAAUAGAAAAAUAUACUACGUUUUAUAUUUAGUGGUGUUAUUUUGAAUCUCAAUAAUCCACCAUUGCUUCCCACUCUGACUGUACUGUACACAGUAAAUCAGUUGUAUUCAAAUGGCCAUCCAGCCGACCAGCCCUAAGCCUUCCAUGUGAUGAAGCCCUUUGUUAGGAUGUAAUUGGAUUAAACCGUAGGGGAAAGUUCAAACGGGCAAGAUUUCUUUAACUCUGUGUCAUAACAGAUGUUAUGGUAGUCCUUAGUCCAGUGUGUUAAUGUUAUGCCUUCUAGCACUGAACUAGACUUCCCAGCUGUCCCUUCUUCGUAGGUGGUGUUUCUCAGGGGUCUAUUCAGUGUGGUAAGAUUUCAGAACGUUGUGGAGAGAAAGAUUAUGAAUAAAGUUGACAUGGUGCCCGAUUCUAUAAGACAGAAAAAACAUACAUAUUCUACAAAAUGCAUUUCUAUCUGAACAUUGUUUUGUAACAUUGCACCCUUCUGAACAGACCUCUUGCUCUCACUUAUAUCUUCUUUUGAUUUCCCUAUCUCACAGCCAUGUUCGACAGGGAGAACAAAGGAGGGGUGAACUUCAACGAGUUCGCCGGAGUGUGGAAGUACAUCACGGACUGGCAGAACAUCUUCCGCACCUACGAUAGAGACAACUCGGGCUUCAUCGACAAGAACGAGCUUAAGCAGGCACUGACUGGAUUCGGUGAGCAUGCCUUCUCUAUUUCACCAUACUGGUGGCGGGCCAACCGCUAUACCUGCUACGUUCAUUUAUUUGGUUCACAAGGUCAGCACCGAUAUUCUAAUGUCCUUCUGUAAGAUCGAGUAAGGUCAACAUGCAUGAGCCUGGAUAAAGAUAUGUGCCAAAAUAGUUGUGUAGAUAGAUAUGCAUGACGAUAUGAGUUGUUAGCCUAGCAUACAUUGAGGUCAAGCAUGUUGUUAUUUUCUAUCCUCAUUGAAAUGUAGUAGUUCUUAGUCCUGUAUGUGAAGUGAACAGGAGAAAGCCCUAUGCAUAUUACAAAUGGGGUAAGGGUUGUUGAACAGAGAUGUGUUUCUGUGAUGUUGACUGUUCUCUGUCCUCCUCCUCAGGGUAUCGCCUCAGACCAGUUCUACAAUACUCUCAUAGAGAAGUUUGACAGGCAGAGGAAGGGACAAGUGGCCUUCGAUGACUUCAUCCAGUGUUGUAUUGUUCUACAGGUAACCGUCUUACUGGGCUUCCUGUGCACAUACCACUGGUUAUGUAGCCUACAUUGUUUUGUCAAGAUAUUGUGUGUACAGUAUAUACAGCCCAUAUUGAAAUUGGACUUUGUGUUUGCUCAACAUGGCAUUUUUUCAUUUAUGCACAUGGUAUUUUAGACUGCAAAUUAGAAAUGUCUCGUCUUGGUUUUUCCUGGCCACGCUGUUGUCUGUAUAUUGAUUAAGAUAUUUUGCUCUGGUUUCUCAGACACAGAUUAAGCCUAGUCCUGGACUAAACUCUUUCAAUGUAGAAUCUCAAUUGAGAAUUAUUUUUAGUCCUGGACUAGGCUUAAUCUGUGUCUGGGAAAGCGGCCAUUGAUGUUUAUUUACCAACAUGGCAUCUGUACUGGCUAGUAUGUUUAAGUCAAGAUCUACUGAUGUCUAGAUCUACUGUAAUAUACUGUAUUAUCUUAGAUUUUUUAAAUGUUCUUUGUCAUUUCUCACUUUCAGAGGUUGACCGACGUGUUCAGGAGGUACGACACAGACCAAGACGGCUGGAUCCAGGUGUCCUAUGAACAGUAUCUAUCCAUGGUUUUCAAUGUUGUAUAGUAGAGCCAAGAGCACAACUGGACACAACUGUGCCAAAGCCAAAUCCUUCCCACCUCCACAACGUGUCUUCCUGGAUCAAGAUGACUGGGACUCUGGGAUAGGAUAUAAAGACGUUAUGUUCUGUCUGUCUGUCAUUGUUCAUAAUGUUUGUUUAAUGUCUGAAUCUUAUCUUAAUAAUGGUAAAGACCUGAAUAUCUGUGUUUAAGGUAAACCUGCAUUGUACAUAUCAUUUAGGACAAAUAACCGCAUGCUUCUGGGGGACUUCUGCCAAUGUUCAAAGCAUACACUCUUAAUCUCAGAUCUAUUUUGCUGAAGCCAUGUUUACAAAUACUGUGAAAGCAGGUUAUGGUCGGGCACAAAGCCUGCUUUUAGAUUCACUGACAUGCCAGCUAACGCCAUAUUUGUAUAGACAUAUUUUUAACCAGCAAAUCUAUAAAAAAAAGUUAGCCUAUUAUUAUUUUAGGUAGAAGAGUACGCUUUUGUAUCGUUUAUUUUUUGUGUGCAUGAUGCCUUAAACUGUAUAAAUGCAAGAGGAACCUCUUUUAUUAAAAAAGAAACCUG
This is a messenger RNA of Coregonus sp. 'balchen', 8663 nucleotides long. The record is from the annotation of a GenBank genome assembly. Lineage: Eukaryota; Metazoa; Chordata; Actinopteri; Salmoniformes; Salmonidae.